Molecule: messenger RNA, 1891 nt
Organism: Drosophila rhopaloa
Lineage: Eukaryota; Metazoa; Arthropoda; Insecta; Diptera; Drosophilidae
Exons: 4
Coding region: 1-1839 (612 amino acids)
Biological process (GO): proteolysis
Molecular function (GO): serine-type endopeptidase activity
Source: RefSeq, a predicted model, not a curated record
AUGACGCAAUGCCAGACAUUGAUGGCAUUCCUCUGCCUUCUGUUUCCAUUGCUGGUUACAUCAAGUCAAAAUUGGCAGGAUAGUUUUGAAGACACUGCUGAGGAAUCUUCUCCUGAUGAAGAAGCAAUCAUGGAGCGACGUUGGCAGCUGGGCUAUGAAAACUGGCGUCUUCGCUGCGAGAAAUUUGAAGCGGAGGAUAACCAGACAUCUCCUAUAAACACUCGAAUAGCUGGCGGAGAACUGGCUACACGUGGCAUGUUUCCACAUCAAGUGGGUCUGGUUAUUCAGCUGAGUGGUAGCGAUCAGGUACUGUGUGGUGGUUCGCUCAUCACCCUUCAAUUUGUUUUGACUGCAGCCCAUUGUUUGACCGAUGGCAUUGGGGCAAAGAUUUACUUGGGUGCCACAAGAUUCGCCGAUAUGCAAGAUACCGCCCAAGAGUUUGUGGUCACUCAUCGAGAUUUCAUCGUUCAUCCUGGAUACUUGGGGUUCGGGGGAUACAAUGAUUUGGCUUUGAUACGACUGCCUCGGAAAGUCGCAACCUCGGAUAGAGUGCAACCUAUUGAGCUCGCUGGCGAGUUUAUGCAUCGAAACUUUCUCGAGGGUCAAGUGGUGACCCUUUCGGGUUGGGGCAGCUUGGGAGAUGCGGCGGGGAAUGACACCCGACUUCUUCAGUACUUGGAUGUGGAGGUGAUCUUCCAGGAACGCUGCAUCUGCUACUUCUUGCCAGGAUUGGUUAGCCAGCGACGUCACCUGUGCACCGAUGGACGAGACAGACGGGGUGCAUGCAACGGCGAUUCCGGUGGGCCAUUGGUUUACCAAUGGCGCAAUGACAGCUACCUGAUCGGGGUCACCUCGUUCGGCAGCGCCGAGGGUUGCGAGCUAAUCGUCUUUAAUUGGCCCUCUGAAUUGGCUAUUAACCGCAGCGAUGUGGUCAGUCAAACGCGUCAUCAAAUCACGCGGCAAUCGUUGAUAAAGAACGGCUGCGUUCCCUGCACUGAACACGCAACAAUCACCGAGAUGAAGUUCCUGAUCAUCCUUGCCUUGGCCGUGGCCGCCUCCGCCCUUCCGGAGCCGGAGCUGCGUCACCGCAGCCGUGAGAUGCCCGUGGUGGGCAGCAUCGAGGGCCGCAUCACCGGAGGAGCCAACGCCGCCGUCGGCCAGUUCCCCUACCAGGUGGGACUCUCCCUGAAGCUGAGCGCUCUGUCCAGCGCCUGGUGCGGUGGCUCCUUGAUCGGCAGCCAGUGGGUGCUGACUGCUGCUCACUGUACCGAGGGAGUUCAGUCCGUGACCGUCUACCUGGGCGCCACCGUGCGUACCUCCGCUGAGGUUACCCAGACCAUCGCCAGCUCCAAAAUCAUCAUCCACAGCGGCUGGAACAGCGCCAAGCUGCUCAACGACAUCUCCCUGAUCCAGAUCGCCGCCGUGGCCAGCAGCAGCAGGAUUAGCGCCGUCAAGCUGCCCUCCAUCGCCAGCUCCUACUCGACUUACACCGGUGAGACCGUGGUCGCCUCCGGAUGGGGCCGCACCAGCGACACCGCCAGCUCCGUUGCCACCAACCUGCAGUACGUCGACCUGACUGUCAUCACCAACGCCGUGUGCGCCAACACCUACGGCACCUCGAUCGUGACCAGCUCCAACAUUUGCGUUGCCACCCCCAACGGCCAGUCCACCUGCAACGGUGACUCCGGCGGUCCUCUGGUCCUCAAGAGCACCACCACCCAGGUCGGUCUGACCUCCUUCGGUGCCGCUGCCGGUUGCGAGAAGGGAUACCCCGCUGCCUUCACCCGUCUGACCAGCUACCUGGAUUGGAUCAAGUCCAACACUGGCAUCUCCUACUAAGGAGUGGUCCGGGACUAACAUUUCGCACAAAAAUAAAAUGAAUUCUAACGAA